Messenger RNA from Trichomonas vaginalis G3, 672 nucleotides. RefSeq lists its product as uncharacterized. Bases 1 to 672 code for a protein of 223 amino acids. The transcript has a single exon. The record is from RefSeq and is a predicted model, not a curated record. NCBI's taxonomy places the organism in Eukaryota, Parabasalia, Trichomonadida, Trichomonadidae.
AUGAAGCACACAAAUGAUGUUAAUAAUUCACUCACUAGACUUUCGAAACGUAUACUAAAGGCAUCGCAAUCUUUAAGUAAAAUUGCAGAUUUAUACACUGUAGCUUACAAAGUUGAUUCUUCUGACUUGUUAAAAGAUGUAAAUGCAUUCAAAGUAUGCACCGACAAAAUAAGUGAUUUAUGCAAUCUCUAUGCUGCCCAAAAAAUACCAGUUGAGCUGAGAACUCCUUUUACCAAAAUCCAUAUUGACGGGAGUGAACUGUAUAACGUAAGAAAUGCCAUCAAAACGAACUAUUCUAUGUACAAGAAGUUCUCUGACGAGUUCGAUAUCCAUUUUAACAAAAACAGCGACGAAUAUAUUUUAAAUAAUUUACGUGAAAAUGUUGAAAAGCACUAUCAGAUAUAUACAGAAAAGAUAUCCGUAUUUAUUGAAGCUACAAAAAAGCUUUCGUCUCGCAUGAAAAUCGAAGAAACCAAAGCAAUUUUUAAAUUUUCUCAAUUUGAGCAUGAAUUCAUAACAGAAUUAACCAAAAUCUACAAAGACAUCAACUCAUACAAUCCAGACUACUACGUUGCGAGCGAAGUAUUCGUUAACAUAGACGAAGAAAAAGAUGAUGAAUCAAAUGUCAAAGUUCAGAUCGAUACAGACUGUCCAUCAUUAGAUCAACUAUAG